AUGGACUACUCACUAGAUCCAGUGGAUUUCAGUAUGAAAUACAACAAAGACUAUCCAAAAGCAACAGGCAAGGAAGGAAGAGCAAAAUACGAAGAAUAUAAAGAAUUCUACGUCAAACACUAUCGUGACUACCCUGGAACAGCCACAGAUUAUUAUGAAGAAUUUCUCCAAACGCUUGGUAAACGAGAUAAAGAGGCAGUUGGAUUGUUAUUAGUUGGGGCAGAGCUGAAACAUAGCAGAGCUAGGUUAUAUAGAGAGAUAGUUGAAAAGCAUUACUACAUGCGUUGGCCAGAACUAGCUGUCGCAGAGGCUUUUAGGAUACCAUAUCAGAAUCCAUUAAACAUAGUCGAACGAUUUCAGAACUACAUCGAUAAGAAGCAUGCAUAUUGGCUUAGCAAUAAGAUAAAUCGCGUACCUUACAGAAUGGUUUUUCAGAGUUCUGGUUACGGAAAAACUCGCCUCAUUGAACAGCUUACAACAAAAAUUCCUACGUUAUACGUGUGCUUACGCCCUAAGGAAAGUACAGAAUACCCGCCUGUUACGCCUAUCGCAUCAGAGAUAUUCAAUCGUCUGAAUGACGUUCUAAAUGGACAAGAAUGGCGCUUUAUGUUCAUUAUUUGGCAUAUUAUCAAAAAGUUGCAUGAAUAUUCCCUUACCAAAUCAGCUAUAGACCUCUGGAAACAACAACUGAAUAACAAAUGGUGCCUUAAGUUCUGGUCAGAGGUCUCAACAGCCAGUGAAAAGUGGCUUACAAUUGAAGAAAAUGAUGCGAACCUCUCCAAGGGGAAAUUCCCGUUCUAUGAUGCAUACAAUUCCAAUAACCGAGUCAAGAUUAUCUUAUAUAUUGAUGAAGCUCAAUAUUUUACUCAUCAUGUACCAGACAGAAACAGAACUCCAUUUCGAAUACUUAGAAGAGCUAUGAAACAUAUCGCAUGGAAUGGCUUCUUUGCCAUCUUUUUAGAUACGUUCAGUAAAAUCUCGAACUUUGCAUCAUCCUUGUCAGAGGACCCGUCUUUGAGAGAUGACGAAGCACAAUUACUUUUGUUUCAUCCUUUUGUUAGACUUACAACAAUGGAUAUCUUUGAAAAAAUGAUGGGAGGUCCAGCAGGAACAUCUGAAGAAGACCAGAUUGUUCAGUUAGCAAAGCUAGGAAGACCAUUAAUAUAUAGCUAUCUUAAAGUCAAAGGGAAAAGUUCUUCGACUCAAACAGCUCUCAAAAGACUUGUCACACUAUUGCAGAAUAAACUCUUUGGCAGAGCAAGAUCUUUCGAUGAUAGCCACAAAAAGGAUCUAUCCAGUAUCGCCAUUUUAUCAGUACUUAUUUGCCUGGAUAUUUCACCACAAUCGAAGAUUGCUUCUGAACUUGUGGGAUCCUAUAUGGCAACAUAUGCUGCAGUAUCAAAGGACAGGAGCGCUUAUGCUGAGAAAAGGUUUUGUGAAUGCAGACGCUCGUGGAGAAGUGGUAGCACAAAUCAUCCUGAUUCUUGCGGUAAGUUUAUACAGGAAAAUGAAGAUUGGAAAUCAUCUGGCAUUACGGUCAAACAAUUAAUAGAACUACUGGAUCCAGCAGCUAUCGAUGAGCUACAAUCCUUUGUGGAUGCAACUGUGGCUUUUACACACUUUAUUCCCAUACGAAAUAACCCUGGCGUGGACAUUAUGAUCCCUGUAAAAUUAUCAGAAGACAGAUAUUCCUAUAUCCUCAUUCAAGUGAAGAAUUAUGCAUCAAACAAUCAGAGUGCAGACCAGAGCUAUCCGGAAUCUGGUACAUCCAAACUAAAGUCGCGUUUUGUCUUUCGAAAAUCAGAUCUCAAACAUCAUGAAGAGAAAUACAUCACUUUGUAUUGGCAACUCGGCUUUCAAGGAUAA
Funneliformis mosseae is the source of this 1866-nucleotide messenger RNA. The record is from the annotation of a GenBank genome assembly. NCBI's taxonomy places the organism in Eukaryota, Fungi, Glomeromycota, Glomeromycetes, Glomerales, Glomeraceae.